AAUUCCAGUGGCGCAAAUGGCAAGCGAUAACAUACCUUCAUGGUGUCAAACAACCUCAUGUUUGGACCAUAGACGAUACAGUUCGGACGUAUAGGUUUAUAAUGUGUAACCCCUUUGAAGCUAAGAAAAACAACGAGGUUUAGAAGGUGAAGAAUAUCAGGAAAAUGAACGAACAAAAACUGAUGGUAAUAGAUAUUGAACCCAAAUCAGUCAACAUCACUGAAAGGCAAAGUGAUCAGCAGCCCCGUUGGACUCGCAGUGACAACUCAUUCAAAUUCAACUUUCUUCAAGACAACUGUCCAGAGAUUUUGGACCAAGCUUCUUCAUCAUCAGAGCAUACUGUCAGCCAAUUCAGCAGACAGGAGGACUCUACUUUUGCCUUCAACUUCCAUAUUGACCCAGAAGAAGACAUGGAUACAAAGCCCUCAGAUGCCACUUCAUCAAACAAGCAACGUUGUACAGAGCUUGAGAACACAUCUUUUGAGCAGAUAACCUCCUCACCAAACACAUCAAUAUCAAAUACAUCUAAAAAGAAAAAGAAGAAAACUGGAAAAAACAAAGUAGUAAAUAACAUCACAAAAGAGCCGAAGGACACAGUUGCACAGGAACAAGAAGCUAGAAGUGAAGAGCUGAGUACAGAGGAGCAGUUACAACGGCAGCUCGACUGGUGCAUUGAGCAACUAGAACUGGGAAUGAAGUCCCAAAAAGCCUCUCCUAAACAAAAAGAGGAGGCAUCUCGGGCCUUGAAGACUUUACGCAGUUCCAAAGCUCCACUUGUCAAAAAAAGGCAGGUGAUGAGUGCAAUGGCUGGAGACUACAGAAAGAAAAUGGAAGAGGAAAAAAACAAACAGUUUAAACUGAUUCAGAAUGAAACAGCAUCAGCACAACUUCGAGCAGUGUCAGAGUUACCGAAGAAGUCGUCUUUUCAUCGAAGAGCUGGCAUCAAAGAUCCAACUUCAGAGAGUAAUUCUAACUCCACGAACUCUGAUGCAACAGCGGCACCGGACAAGAACUUUGUCUUUACACGGUCAACUGAGGAAUUUCGCUUUAAUUUUGUGUAAUAACUAAGACUUUACCGACGUUAGCCGUGUGUAUUCAACUCUAGAUAUGUGGAGAAGUAACAAUGGGAUCGACAGUCUGUAAUAAAUGUUUUAUAAUGUUUAG
Messenger RNA from Periophthalmus magnuspinnatus, 1164 nucleotides. It is a transcript of the gene c19h8orf33, whose product is annotated as chromosome 19 C8orf33 homolog. The record is from RefSeq and is a predicted model, not a curated record. NCBI's taxonomy places the organism in Eukaryota, Metazoa, Chordata, Actinopteri, Gobiiformes, Gobiidae. The transcript is spliced from 5 exons. The coding region runs from base 165 to 1061 and encodes 298 amino acids.